AUGUUGUCUUCAACGGACUCCUUUAUUGUUACUCCAACUGAUCAAGUUAGUGUAACUGUGGUUCGAAAAUCGGAUGGCCAUUCAAUAACUUUCGUAUUGGACGAAAAAACUCAUGUACAUGAUUUAAAAAAGGAGUUAAGAAUAAGAUUAAAACCUAAAUUUGAACAAGGAUGUCGUCUUAUUUUCCGUGACAAAGUGCUCAAAGGCAAACAUUCACUUAGACACUAUGGCAUUAAGAAAGGCGUCAAUGAUCAAGCAAUAUCCAUGGAUGAUACGAAAGAUUGGAAAUCAUCAUCAUCAUCAUCAGAUUCAGAACAAGAAAAAUGA
Rotaria socialis is the source of this 327-nucleotide messenger RNA. Lineage: Eukaryota; Metazoa; Rotifera; Eurotatoria; Philodinida; Philodinidae. The record is from the annotation of a GenBank genome assembly.